Messenger RNA from Gracilinanus agilis (Agile Gracile Mouse Opossum), 4145 nucleotides. It is a transcript of the gene TBC1D24, whose product is annotated as TBC1 domain family member 24. The transcript is spliced from 9 exons. The coding region runs from base 672 to 2369 and encodes 565 amino acids. The record is from RefSeq and is a predicted model, not a curated record. NCBI's taxonomy places the organism in Eukaryota, Metazoa, Chordata, Mammalia, Didelphimorphia, Didelphidae.
AAAAAAAAAAGGUAUUUAGGGGAAAGGAGGCAGCUAGAUGACUCAGUGAAUAGAGGGUCAGGCCUGGAGAUAGAUGAUCCUAGGUCCAAAUGUGGCUACAGACAUUUCCAAGCUAUGUGACCUUGGACAAGUCACUUAAACCCCAAUUGCCUAGCCUUUAUCACUUUUCUACCUUGGGAAGAAAGAAAAAAGAAUGUAGGAGAAAGAAGAAAUAUGAAGUAAGGUGGAUAGGGCCCAGAGUUAGAUGUGAUAUGAAAACCAAGGAACUUUGGUAAUUCUUGCAGUCAUAUAAUUUACUGGGAGCAUUCUGUGGUCCUGCACAUAAACCAGUGAGUAUUUGUUAAGUGCCUACUAUGUGCCCUAUUCCUUGUUACUUGUCCAUAGAUCAUCUCCAGAAGACCAGGAAGAUUUUGUUGCUUUGAGCACCAUGGGUUUGAGGUUCAACCACCAUUUCCAGUUUUGGAUCCUGUGUACCUCCCAACAGAUUACUUUUCCAGACACAUCAGAAAUCUGAACCAACAAUUUGGUUAUUUGCGAAAACUGUCUGAAGCCGCUAUUUAUAACAACAGUGGACUAAAUUAACAGUCUCCAAGUCAAAAGGUGCAAGAUUGUGCUGCCAAGAUAAGCCAUUCCCCCUACUACCUACUACCUUUGUGAAACCUCUUUGAGUCAUGGGCACUCGAGAGUAUAACCGCUUUGUGGAUCCAGACAAGAUGGAAGCUAUGAUUCCAGACCUAGGACCCAAGAACAUGAUUAACGUAGACUUUCAGGAGAUAAAACAGUUGGCACGCCAAGGUUACUGGGCCAAAAGCCAUAGUCUUAGGGGGAAGGUUUACCAACGGCUGAUUGAGGAGAUUCCAUGUCGAACAGUCACACCUGAUGCCAGUGUUUACAGUGACAUUGUAGGAAAGAUUGUGGGCAAACGAAGCACCUCUAGCCUCCCUUUGCCCGAGUUUGUGGAAAAUAGUCUGGCCCCAACCUACUGCCUGAAUCCACAGGGAGAAGAAGCUGUUCAAAAGAUCCUUCUUUGUAUUGCUAACCAGUUCCCGGACAUUUCCUAUUGCCCAACACUCCCAGCCAUUGUUGCCCUACUCCUGCACUAUAGCAUUGAUGAAGCAGAGUGUUUUGAGAAAACUUGUCAUAUCUUGGCUUGCAAUGACCCCAAUAAGAGGUUUAUUGACCAGAGCUUUCUUGCCUUUGAGACUUCCUGUAUGACAUUUGGGGACCUUGCUACCAAAUACUGCCAGGCAGCCCACAGGCUAUUAGUAGAAGCCUCAGAGGAUGUAUUUCAGGUCUAUUCUGACUGGCUGCGGUGGCUCUUUGGGGAUCUCCCACUCAAUUACUUUGCUCGGGUCUUUGAUGUCUUCCUGGUUGAGGGUUACAAGGUCCUUUACAGAGUUGCUUUGUCAAUUCUCAAAUUCUUCUACAAAUCAAGAGUUGGAAAGACUGUGGAGUCAGAGAAUGUGAAGCAGGAUAUCCGUAAGUUUGUCAGGGAUAUCCAUCAGACAGUAUCUCCUGAGAAGCUGAUGGACAAAGCCUUUUCUAUCCGUCUCUUCUCCCGAAAAGAGAUCUAUCUCUUGCAAAUGGCCAAUGAGGCGGUUCUGAAGCAGAAAGGCAUCACUGUCAAGCAUAAAAGUGUUUCACCUUCUAAAAGGAUGUUUGUGCACUUGGCUGUUGAUCCUGGGAAUUUCAAAUCAGAGAUUGUCAGUGUGAAGGAAAUGAGAGACAUCUGGUCAUGGCUCCCUGAACGGUUUGCUCUCUGUCAGCCUCUGCUGAUUUUCUCUACUACACAACAUGGAUAUAGCCUGACAAGGCUUUAUUACCACUGUGAUGGACAUGAGCCAACUCUCCUCCUCCUCAAGACAACAGAGAAAGAGGUUUGUGGCGCUUACCUAUCGACAGACUGGAAGGAUCGAAAUAAGUUUGGAGGCAAGCUGAGCUUCUUUGGGACUGGAGAGUGCUUUGUGUUUAGGCUAAAGCCAAGAGUUCAGCGAUACGUGUGGGUAGUGAUAAAACACCCAGAGCCAGUAAAGGAUUCAACCACAGUUUUACAGGCCACAGCUUCAAGUUCAAGUUCACAGGUGGAAGACCUGCAAAACCCAGACCACCCCUCAAGUCGACUCUCACCUUUCUUGGCUGCUCGGCACUUCCAUCUUCCUUCAAAAACUGAAUCCAUGUUCAUGGCUGGAAACAAUGAUUGCAUCAUCAUAGGUGGUGGAGGUGGUCAAGCUUUGUAUAUCGAUGAGGACCUGAAUCGAGGCCACACAGGACACUGUGACACCUUUAACAAUGAGCCUCUGUGCUCUGAAAAUUUCCACAUCUCUGCCUUAGAGGUGUGGGGCUUCUGGGAUGCUGAUAUACAAGACUAGAGAUGGCCACAAUCAGCAGUCCCUGAACGAAAGACAAGGAGGAAGGCUACUCCAAGACUGACUUCCCCAUUUUCAAGUCCUGAGUUUGGACAGAAGCAUAAGGCCCUAUGAUCCUUGAGUAUCUCUCUCCAUCCCAGUUUUCUAUGAUGGCUACUGACCUUUCUAAAAAGUCAGCCCAUGGUCAAGAGAUCCUGAAACUUCCCUUCUCUUCAUCCCUCAUGUGACGGGUUAGCUUGAGCUAGGGCCUCAUUUCUGGAGACAAACUCAAGCGUUGCCCCAAUAUGCUUAGAGACUUUGGUGUAAUCCAGUAUCCCCUCCCCUUUUGUGACAGAGCCAUGGGUGGUAUUGGGGGACAGAUAAAUAGCAGAGAUCACACUAUGUGAACUAAUUCCAAGGUCAUGCUUAGGCUCUCUGGCUGUUCCUGAUGAUGGACUAGUGGGGCAGGGGAAGGAACUUUUGUUCUAAGGGUAAGUCAAGGUGUAGAGGAACAAAGGCCUCUUUGCCUGAAUUCCUCUGUGAUUGUCUAAAGGUCACCAGGCUUCCCUCGAUAUAGCCAUUGGGGCCACCCUUUUCUUCUCUCAAAUUAUAGACUCAUUUGCCCUACAGGCACUUUACCCUUCUGAUUUUUGGAAAAAACCCAAGUCCAAGAAAAAGAAGCCCUCAGAAGGGAUAGAAUUAACCCUAUAUACUAAGAUUAGCACUAUCUCCUCAAAUCCCUAAGGUCCUCAUAGCUGUCUGAGUCCCCAUUCACCUUCCUCCCUUGUCUAGGUAUCUUGGCUCCUUUAUACCCUCAAAAAAAUCUCAUUAUGUCUGUGUAUGUUUCUUCCAUUAACACUGAAUCUAGCCUGAGUGUUUUUCCUCUUCUUUUUCUUUGGGACCCUGAUUUCUCCCUGGGGGAAGAAAGGGAUGAAGAACAGGUGUUUCUGGGGUUACUAUCUACAAACUCCAGGUCUUGGGAGAUCAGAAGAGAAACAGCAGUUCUAGUGCCCCACCAGGGCUUACACGCCAUCACCCUGCCACUCAGUUAGGACUUUGGUGCCCCCGUGUGGUUCUUUUACUCUUUACCUUAACAUAGAGGGGAAAGGGGUGUUUACCUCCGGUAAGUGAUGUGUAUCUUGGGGUAUGUAAAAGAAAGUCUGGUCUCUAGGUAGGCUUGUCCCAUGCUGCCUCUUGUUCAGGAUUCGCAAAAGCCAGCAGAAAAAUGCUAUGGAAAAGAAAAAAAUUGCAGGGGUACUUUUGAGAUAACAAUUCCAAGCCAGCAGCAUGGCAGAGCUGGAUGACUCCAACAGUCUUGACUGAUUCUUUCCUCUACCCUCCCUCUCCAACUCUGGCCCUUCUCAAGGAAGGGGAAGACUAGCACUUACUCUCGUCUAACCAUACAGAAUCAUAGCUACUUAUGGUUCAGAAUAAGCAAGGAAAGGGUACUAGGAUGGCAUGGACUGGAGGUUGGCAUGCCCCUGGAAAUUGCCACAUCUGGCUAAGUUCCCAAUAACUAAAUAAACUUUGUUCAUUUGUUUGCCUAGUUCUUGGGGCUAGCUACCAACUAUAACUUCAAAAAUACCAUAUGGUUCAUUGACAUUUAAAUUAUUUGUCGCUUUAGAACUAAGUUGUGGUAAACAUUUAUUUUUUUGUUUGUUUGUUUUUCCCCCAGAGAAGUCAGUUUUAUUUUGUUUUUUAACCUUGAAGCCCCUAGUAAACAGUUGUUUUCCAGGAAGGUUUGUGAAAUGAAGGAAAUCUGCUGUUUUCAGUUGGGGCCUGAAUAAAAUUGAGCUCAAA